UCAUUCUCUCUUUUCUUUUAAAUGUAUACUGAAAUCCUUUUUUUUAUCAUGCUAAAAUUUGAUACAGAUCCUUCCUACUAAAACGUUCUUAAGUGCUUCUGAUGUAGAUGAGUGGUGGUUAAAAGCACCUGCUGUCUUCUUCAUCUUCUUGCUCUUCUUGAGUUGCUGGACAAGAAAAACAUGAAAAAUAAAAAUAAGGGAAAACAAGAAAGAAACGUUGGUCUAUAUAUCCUUAGAAAACCUUGAAUAAAGCUCUAACAUUGGUUGUCAGAUGCUUUAAGCUAAAAAGGUUUCUCUGUUUUGAUAACAAUUGAUCUACGCCACCCCGUCCACCUCUUUUCUUUUUUCUCAUACGUAUGAUUUUGUCGUUGCAUUAUUAUUUUCUGCUCUUUUAGUGCUCAUGUAUGUUUCCAAAUGUGAUGACAUUCAGGAAUGUGGAGAAGUCACAGCAAACGGGGUUUCUUCUCUUCUCGACUGCACAGCUAUUGAAGAUCUGUUGCUGCGUCAUAAUGUUCCCGGGAUACGGAAAACCUUCAUUUUUGAUGCUGCUUCAAAGUUACCAAUUAUUCGGAAGAUAUCUCUAGAACGCCUCCAAACAAGGGUGUUGGACUGGAAUGCCUCCGCUCCCUUCCUGACAACAUGAUAUUUUAGGACCAUAAUUUUCUGUAAGGAUAAUAAUAUCAAAGACAAAAUUUAGCUAUAAAAUUAGUUGUAACCUGAGGCUACAACCUUACAUUAACAUUACUAUAUAUUUCAAAAAUCUAACCGUUAG
Molecule: messenger RNA, 772 nt
Organism: Quercus robur (English oak)
Lineage: Eukaryota; Viridiplantae; Streptophyta; Magnoliopsida; Fagales; Fagaceae
Product: BTB/POZ domain-containing protein FBL11-like
Exons: 3
Coding region: 401-643 (80 amino acids)
Source: RefSeq, a predicted model, not a curated record